GGAACAAGCUGUAGCUUUCACGUGAACGCUAUCUAAUUGUUUUUGUUUUGCUAUUAUGCUUAUAAAGCUUCCUUUUACUUAAGGAAAAGAGGUUGGCUUCCUGCCCCGUCAACGAAAUGGUUCAACUCUGGCUGCACUGAUCCAGCACAAUGAUCUGGAUACUUCAGGUCUUGUUUUCACCGCUCCCAACACCAGCACUGUUUACUCUUAUUGCAUUUGGAGCUCUCAUCUUCCUCUGGGUGGUAAGCAGGCCAAAGCCUGUUUUACCUCCUGUUGACUUGAACAAGCAGUCAGUGGGAAUUGAGGGAGGAGCGAGAAGAGCUGCACUCUUGACAGAUAAUAACCUGCUUUCUUAUUACUUUGAAGAUACUAAAACCUUGUAUGAAGCUUUCCAGAGAGGACUGCAUGCUUCUGGAAAUGGCAACUGUUUAGGAUACAGAAAACCCAACCAACCUUAUCAGUGGCUGACAUACAAACAGGUUUUGGAUAGAGCUCAACAUCUGGGAUCAGGGCUUCUGCAGAAAGGAUGUAAACCAUCACCAGAUCAGUUUAUUGGCAUUUUUGCUCAGAAUAGGCCAGAGUGGAUCAUUUCUGAGUAUGCCUGCUACACUUACUCAAUGGUUGCUGUUCCACUCUAUGACACCCUGGGGCCAGAUGCCAUUCUAUAUAUUGUUAACAAAGCUUACAUAGGCAUAGUGAUUUGCGACACGCCAGACAAGGCACAGAUCUUGCUUGGGAACUGUGAGCAAGGAAAGACCCCAUGCCUGAAGACUAUAAUUCUUAUGGAUCUCUUUGAUAAAGAGCUGAAGGAGAGAGGAGCUAAAGUGGGAGUUGAAAUUCUAGCACUACAGGAGGCUGAGGAGCUGGGAAGAAACAACAUCAGAAAACCAGUUCCUCCUAGUCCUGAAGAUCUUUGCCUUGUGUGUUUUACCAGUGGAACAACAGGUAACCCUAAAGGUGCCAUGCUGACACAUGAAAAUGUUGUUGCAAAUGCUGCUGGCUUCCUUAGAACCAUAGAGGACACGGUUGAGUGUACAAGUUCAGAUGUCAGCAUAUCUUAUCUUCCGUUGGCUCACAUGUUUGAGAGAGUUGUACAGACUGUGAUAUACAGCUGUGGAGGAAAAGUGGGCUUCUUCCAAGGAGACAUCAAAUUACUAACGGAUGACAUGAAAACCUUGAAGCCAACAGUAUUUCCGGUUGUACCAAGACUCCUCAAUAGAAUAUAUGACAAGAUACAAAGUGGUGCAAACACAACAGUGAAAAAAUUCCUGUUAAAUUUUGCUGCAACUAUGAAGAUGAUUGAAGUGAAACAGGGCAUAAUUCGAAAUGACAGCCUUUUGGAUAAGCUAGUCUUCAAAAAAGUUCAGGAAACUAUGGGUGGAAGAGUGCGUAUAAUGGUAACAGGUGCAGCCCCUAUAUCUCCCUCUGUCCUGAAAUUUCUCAGAUCAGCAUUGGGCUGUCAGGUCUUUGAAGCUUAUGGCCAGACUGAAUGUUCAGCUGGAUGUACUUUCUCAAUGCCUGGAGACUGGACUACAGGCCAUGUUGGACCCCCACUGGCUUGUAAUAUCAUAAAACUAGAUGACGUGGAAGAAAUGAACUACUUCUCUUCAAACAAUGAAGGCGAGGUCUGCAUAAAAGGACCAAAUGUGUUCAAGGGUUAUCUGAAAGACCCCGAGAAGACAGCAGAAGCAAUUGACAAAGAUGGGUGGCUUCACACAGGAGAUGUAGGGAAAUGGAUGCCAAAUGGAACGUUGAAGAUCAUUGAUAGGAAGAAAAAUAUAUUUAAACUUGCACAAGGAGAAUACAUUGCUCCAGAGAAGAUAGAAAAUGUCUAUAUCAGAAGUGUUGCUGUAGCCCAAGUCUUCGUACAUGGGGAAAGCCUGAGGUCUUGUCUAAUAGGUAUAGUGGUUCCUGAUGCUGAGACACUUCCAGAAUUUGCAGCAAAACUGGGUGUAAAGGGUUCCUAUGAAGAUACCUGCAAAAAUCCAGCAGUGAAGAAAGCUAUUUUAGAAGAUCUGGUUAGACUGGGGAAAGCAGCUGGCCUUAAGUCCUUUGAACAAGUUAAAGACCUGUACAUACACACAGAGCUGUUCUCUGUAGAAAAUGGACUCUUGACACCAACACUGAAGGCAAAGAGAGCAGAGCUUGUUAAAGUCUUCCAGAAGCAGAUUGAAGCUCUAUUCAAGUAUGCAGGAAUAAGUGACUCAUUUAAAUUAUACUUCAUGGAGUAUCUAAACAAAUCUGUAACACUAUGUGACCUCUGGAGAACACAAGCUUGUGUGGAAGGGAGCAAGGAGAACUUUCUGGCAUCCUAUGAAAAAUGACUUUCAGAUGAAGACGGCUACAUCUGACUGGCAAUGCCCAGUCUUGCAGGGCUGAGCACAGAAUCUCCAGGCUGAGCUAGAACUUCCAUUUCCUUGGGCUGUGAAUGAAGCACACACACUCACACUGAAGAGCCUCAGCCUUUACAAGGCAGCUGUUUCCUUGCUCCAACUAUAACCUCCAUUCUGAACUUCUGUGGCUUAAUCUGCAAUCAGACUAAACUCUUUCAUGCAGUUGUGUUGUGGGUGGGGGGAGGAGCAAAGUGGUUCACAAAGAAAGUGCAGGAAGAAAACACUUCAGUUUUCCCUCAGGAUGGUAAAACUUCUUCAGUGCACCGGUCUCAACUUGAGCUGUGACAAUAUGAAUAGGAGCUUAACAUCUGCUCAGCAAUAAUAAAGUGAAUUUCCCUGCUCCUAGCCUUGGACUGCACCACUGUAGGUUGUUUUUAAUGAAAGUAUGAUUAGUCUGAUAUAAAAUGGUUAAUGAAAUACGUGUCUAAACCAAACAUGAUUCAUGCUUUAGAAGGCACUGGUUCAGAUUUUUGGUUUUUUUAGUACAUGUUCUCAAAUGCAACGGCUGUUAUAAAGCCAGUACAGUUACAAACUUACGAGCCUAGUAACUCAAACUCUUCAACUUCUCAAGGUUAUAAAAUGCGAUAAAUUGCAACUGUAAACUCAAA
Messenger RNA from Lagopus leucura (white-tailed ptarmigan), 3001 nucleotides. It is a transcript of the gene ACSL5, whose product is annotated as acyl-CoA synthetase long chain family member 5. Gene Ontology annotation, biological process: long-chain fatty acid metabolic process. Gene Ontology annotation, cellular component: endoplasmic reticulum; mitochondrion; membrane. The record is from RefSeq and is a predicted model, not a curated record. Lineage: Eukaryota; Metazoa; Chordata; Aves; Galliformes; Phasianidae. Gene Ontology annotation, molecular function: arachidonate-CoA ligase activity.